AAGCGCCGCUCUGACGCCGUCUCCAUGGUGACCACAGUCUCCGCUCCCGACAUGCAGCGCGGUGGACACGUCACGUACGAGACAGAGACAGGGCCUGAAGACACGGAGACCGGAGCUCGGCGGCGGCUGCUUACCGGGGUGGAAACCGGGAGAUAGAUGACCAUAAAUAAACACCGCUGGAAAUGUCCACCAUUCUGUUUGCCUCGGUGGUCCGGGCGAGAGAUGGACUCCCACUAUCGGCUUCCACCGACCACGAGCAGAACAUGUCCGCACAGGAGACCAAGAAGUACCUGAAAGUGCUGUCCCGAAAACUGGAGCAGUUCCCGGACCGCUGCACCAUGAAAAGGGGCCCGCACCAUGUUAACUUCAUCAGCUCCCUGGGCGUCAGCUACAUGAUGUUGUGUUCGGAGAAUUACCCCAGCGUCCUGGCCUUCUGCUUUCUGGAUGAGCUGCAGAAAGAAUUCAUCACCACCUACGAGAUGGUUCACAUCAACUCCGCCAUCAGGCCCUACUCCUUCAUAGAGUUCGAUAAUUUCAUACAGAAGACGAAGCAGAGAUUCAACAACCCGCGGUCACUUACCACCAAGGUGAACCUCGCAGACAUGCAGACGGAAAUCCGACUACGGCCUCCCUACCAGAUCUCACUGCAGGAGCUCGGCCUGGAGAACGGGAUCAACCACCGCCGAGACCCGGCCUAUAAGGGGAUAGCUCCUCACCAGCGGCUGGAACCACUCACCUUGUCUGGGAUCGUCUCGUGUCUGCUCAGUCUCCUCUGUGCGGGUCUCAAUCUCAUCCGGGGAUUCCAUGCAGUAGAAAGUCUCUUACAGAAUGAUGAUGACGCCAGCUGUGUUAUCGCCUUCUUCCUAGGAACAGCCGCCUGCCUCUACCAGUGUUACCUGUUUAUAUACAGCACCAGCUGGAGGAACACAAAGUCAUUCCUGGCCUUCGGCCUCAUCUGCUUGUGUAACAUGUACCUGCAUGAACUGCGCAACCUGUGGCAGCUCUUCUUCCACGUCACCGUUGGAGCGUUCACAACUCUCCAGAUCCGACUGCGGCAGCCACAAACUAAAUCUCCCGACUAUAACGUCUGACCCCGGCUCCUGGGCAGUGGUCGUGUCCUUAAUAUUUGCCUGUUUUUUUGUAUUUUUAUUUUGCAUCCGGUGGCAGCCAUGUUGUGGUGUCCUGACUCAUAGGACCCGUAGCGGAGGCUGCGUACAGGUGAUUUCUAUUCUUUUUGUUGCAGCCUGAGUUAUUGCCUUUGUAAGGCAGUUUUAUUGUUACUAACAAAUAAACAAUUCUGU
Hyla sarda is the source of this 1301-nucleotide messenger RNA. RefSeq names its product SEC22 homolog A, vesicle trafficking protein (gene SEC22A). The record is from RefSeq and is a predicted model, not a curated record. The transcript is spliced from 7 exons. Gene Ontology annotation, biological process: endoplasmic reticulum to Golgi vesicle-mediated transport. The coding region runs from base 183 to 1091 and encodes 302 amino acids. NCBI's taxonomy places the organism in Eukaryota, Metazoa, Chordata, Amphibia, Anura, Hylidae.